GGGUGUGAGAAUUUUCUGAGUGUAUACACAGCAUCUAUAUUUUCCAUCUAUCAUCAUGUCAUGGAACAAUGAAAGUAUUGAGGCCUUAUGCAAACUCAACGGAGUCGAAUUCCGAGAAACAGUGAAUAAGAGCUUUGCGAAGAUGUUACAAGAUACUGAACCUGAAGUGGUGUUACAGCCUGCAAGCGUUACGAAUACGAAGUUCAAGGGACCAAAGUCAGAUAUUCCCAUUCGUAUCUACACGCCCGAUAGUGACGGUUGCGUGAAAUUGCCUGCUGUCGUGUUUUACAGGGGUGGAGGAUUCAUCAAUGGCGGGUUAGACAGCCACGACUCUACUUGCCGAAGACUUUGUGUGAAAUCUGGAGCUGUGAUUAUCUCCGUGGAUUAUAGGGUAGCGCCUGAGCAUCCAUUCCCUGCUGCAGUAGACGAUUGCUAUGCCGCUUUACAGUAUGUGCAUCAGAACGCGGACGCUCUAAAUAUUGAUGCCAGCAGAGUUGCUGUAGCUGGUGAUAGUUCCGGCGGCACUCUCACUGCCGUUGUAACCAUUAUGGCACGAGACAACAAUGGCCCUUCAAUCAAGUUCCAAUGUCUCAUCUACCCUCCUACAGACUUCACAACUGACUACAGUAAGCACCAACCUCAUGAAGGUGCAUUGUUAAGACGGGAAACCAUUAACUUACAAGAUAACUACCUUCAGGACUACAAUCACCGUGAAGACAUCCGUGUAUCUCCAUUGAAGGCAGAUCUCACUGGACUUCCAUCAGCAUGGGUUUUUGUUGCUGAAUACGACCCUUUGACACCUGAAAGCAUCGCUUACGUUGAAAAGCUCCAAAGUCAAAGCGUAUCUGUUGAAUUGGUGACUGCUCCAGGCGCAGACCACGGUAUCUUUACUUUUCCCAGCAACCUUUCCCCUGAUACUGUUCGGUAUCAAGAAGCAGCAGCAGCAGCAAUUAAGAAGGCGCUUUCUUAGCUGGCCAUAGUCGCCCUUUGAACUACCCUCUAAUUAUAAUUUUUUUCUCAUCAAAUCGGGAUAUGUGAAAUAUCGCACGAUGACAGGCGACGGA
Umbelopsis ramanniana AG is the source of this 1064-nucleotide messenger RNA. RefSeq lists its product as uncharacterized. The coding region runs from base 56 to 970 and encodes 304 amino acids. The record is from RefSeq and is a predicted model, not a curated record. Gene Ontology annotation, molecular function: hydrolase activity. Lineage: Eukaryota; Fungi; Mucoromycota; Umbelopsidomycetes; Umbelopsidales; Umbelopsidaceae. The transcript is spliced from 5 exons.